GGGGUCCGGCGGGCGCCGCCAGUCUCGUAGCGGAUCUGCGGGACUGGAGCGGAGACUGGAAUUUGAUGAAGCUACUAAAGAAAAGGGAAAGACCACCCAGACACCUUGCUUUUUCUUUUCUGCCUGUGCUUUUUUCUAGAUACACUCUAACAGUAAAUUAGAAAAGCAGCUUAUUUCCACCUCACGUGUAAGGCAGUUGAGCGUGAAUGCAUAUCCAUCCACGUUGGCCAGGCUGGUGUUCAGAUUGGCAAUGCAUGUUGGGAAUUGUAUUGUCUUGAACAUGGGAUCCAGCCUGACGGUCAAGUGCCUAGUGAUAAUACUAUGGGACGUGGAGAUGAUUCAUUUAACACUUUCUUCAGUGAGACAGGAGCUGGUAAACAUGUUCCGAGAGCAGUGUUUGUAGACCUAGAACCAACCGUAGUUGAUGAAGUACGUACAGGCACGUAUAGGCAGUUAUUCCAUCCUGAGCAGCUCAUUACUGGGAAAGAAGAUGCAGCCAAUAAUUAUGCCAGAGGCCAUUAUACCAUUGGAAAAGAGAUUGUUGAUUUAGUGCUAGACCGCAUUCGCAAACUGGCUGACCUCUGCACAGGGCUGCAAGGCUUCCUUAUCUUUCAUAGUUUUGGUGGAGGCACUGGUUCAGGGUUUGCAUCACUGCUCAUGGAAAGGCUAUCUGUUGACUAUGGCAAGAAAUCUAAACUGGAGUUUGCAAUUUAUCCUGCACCACAAGUUUCCACUGCUGUAGUGGAACCCUACAACUCAAUUCUAACUACUCACACAACAUUAGAGCAUUCAGACUGUGCCUUUAUGGUAGAUAAUGAAGCCAUUUAUGAUAUAUGUCGUCGUAACCUGGACAUUGGCCGUCCUACUUACACCAAUUUAAACCGAUUAAUUGGGCAGAUUGUUUCAUCCAUCACAGCUUCACUACGUUUUGAUGGAGCCCUCAAUGUAGAUCUGACAGAAUUUCAAACUAACCUGGUUCCAUACCCACGAAUCCAUUUCCCCUUGGUAACAUAUGCCCCUAUCAUCUCCGCUGAAAAAGCAUAUCACGAGCAGUUAUCUGUGGCUGAAAUUACCCAUGCUUGCUUUGAACCAGCCAACCAGAUGGUCAAAUGUGACCCUCGCCAUGGCAAGUACAUGGCCUGCUGCAUGUUAUACAGAGGCGAUGUUGUGCCCAAAGAUGUCAAUGCAGCCAUUGCCACUAUCAAGACUAAACGUACCAUUCAGUUUGUGGAUUGGUGCCCAACUGGAUUCAAGGUGGGCAUUAACUACCAGCCUCCAACUGUGGUGCCAGGUGCUGAUCUUGCCAAGGUGCAGCGGGCUGUGUGUAUGCUGAGUAACACAACUGCUAUUGCAGAAGCAUGGGCUCGGCUCGACCACAAAUUUGAUCUCAUGUAUACUAAGCGUGCCUUUGUGCACUGGUAUGUUGGGGAGGGGAUGGAGGAAGGAGAAUUUUCUGAAGCUCGGGAAGACCUGGCUGCCCUUGAAAAGGAUUAUGAAGAAGUUGGCCUAGACUCAAUAGAAGCAGAGGCUGAAGAAGGAGACGAAUAUUGAGAAAACUAACGCCUGGAAAAAUCUGUUUACCGAAACAAAAAAAAUCGCAAAACCCUGUUUGUUUUCAAAUGUGAUUCCAAAUAAAGUUCCAAACAUUAUACUGCUGCUUUUUUUUCUUCUUCACUAUUAA
Zonotrichia albicollis (white-throated sparrow) is the source of this 1681-nucleotide messenger RNA. RefSeq names its product tubulin alpha-3 chain. Lineage: Eukaryota; Metazoa; Chordata; Aves; Passeriformes; Passerellidae. Gene Ontology annotation, biological process: microtubule-based process. Gene Ontology annotation, molecular function: structural constituent of cytoskeleton; GTP binding. Gene Ontology annotation, cellular component: microtubule. The record is from RefSeq and is a predicted model, not a curated record.